Messenger RNA from Mirounga angustirostris (Northern elephant seal), 7554 nucleotides. RefSeq names its product N-alpha-acetyltransferase 30, NatC catalytic subunit (gene NAA30). Gene Ontology annotation, biological process: N-terminal peptidyl-methionine acetylation. The transcript is spliced from 5 exons. The record is from RefSeq and is a predicted model, not a curated record. Gene Ontology annotation, molecular function: protein-N-terminal amino-acid acetyltransferase activity. Bases 373 to 1467 code for a protein of 364 amino acids. NCBI's taxonomy places the organism in Eukaryota, Metazoa, Chordata, Mammalia, Carnivora, Phocidae. Gene Ontology annotation, cellular component: NatC complex.
GGCUGAGGAGCUCCAAAGCCGAGGACGGUGGGCUGGGAGCCGGAGACUCCAAAGCCCUCAGCAACUUCCCGGCCCCACAGCCCCACCCAGUAGCACGCGGCCUCCCCCAGAGACCACAGGAGACACCUUCGUCCCCGCCCCUCCGCAGGUCACCUCCUUCCACGCCCCUUUCCCUUGGCCCCGGCAGCCGGCAGGCAGGGAAGUGUCGUAAAGCCAGGCCUAGGAAACUUUACCCGGGGUAACAGCCGAGGCGCUUUACGGCGACGGCGGCUGAGUGUGAACCUUGGCGGUGGUGGAGGCGGCCGCGGCGGCGAAGGAGGCGGCGGCAGCGGCUGAGGAGGAAGAGGAGUGGCGGCGGGGACCUGUGCGGGGAUGGCGGAGGUACCGCCUGGGCCUAGCAGCCUCCUCCCACCACCAGCACCUCCGGCCUCGGCGGCGGCCGAGCCCCGCUGUCCCUUCCCGGCGGGGGCCGCCCUCGCCUGCUGCAGCGAGGACGAGGAGGACGACGAGGAGCACGAAGGCGGCGGCGGCAGGAGCCCGGCGGGCGGCGAGGCGACGGCGGCGGCGGCGGCCAAGGGGCAUCCGUGCCUCCGCUGCCCUCAGCCGCCGCAGGAGCAGCAGCAGCUCAACGGAUUGAUCAGCCCCGAACUGCGGCACCUCCGGGCGGCCGCCUCCCUCAAGAGCAAGGUUUUGAGCGUGGCCGAGGCGGCCACGACCACGGCCACCCCCGACGGGGGGCCCAGAGCGACUGCAACAAAAGGAGCUGGGGUACACUCGGGCGAGAGUCCCCCUCACUGCCUCCCCAAUAAUGGAAGAACUGCGCUCCCCAGCCCGGCAGAGGCAGUGGCGGCGAGCGAUCCUGCGGCGACCCGCAAUGGACUGGCGGAGGGCACCGAGCAGGAGGAGGAGGAGGAGGAAGACGAGCAGGUGCGGCUGCUGUCUUCAUCCCUGACCGCCGGCUGCAGUUUAAGAAGCCCCUCAGGCAGGGAGGUUGAGCCUGGGGAGGAUCGGACGAUACGUUAUGUCCGAUAUGAAUCCGAGCUACAAAUGCCCGAUAUCAUGAGACUGAUCACCAAAGAUCUGUCUGAACCCUACUCCAUUUAUACCUAUAGAUAUUUUAUCCACAACUGGCCACAGCUGUGCUUCUUGGCCAUGGUAGGGGAGGAGUGUGUAGGUGCCAUCGUUUGCAAGUUGGAUAUGCACAAAAAGAUGUUCCGCAGAGGUUAUAUAGCCAUGUUAGCCGUGGAUUCCAAAUACAGGAGAAAUGGCAUUGGUACAAACUUGGUUAAGAAAGCUAUAUAUGCCAUGGUUGAAGGAGACUGUGAUGAGGUUGUUUUGGAAACAGAAAUAACGAAUAAGUCUGCUUUGAAACUUUAUGAAAAUCUUGGUUUUGUUCGAGAUAAGAGGCUGUUCAGAUACUAUUUAAAUGGAGUUGAUGCACUGCGACUUAAAUUGUGGCUGCGUUGAGAAACUGACAUCAAGGAACAACUUUCCAACCAUGCAGAAUCGACCUUUGCAUGCAAUGCAAUUUGUACAAAAUUGCUUUGCAGGUGGAUUUAGUAAUUUCCAUGCAGCUCUUAUCUGUCAGUGUCUCAUUGAGUGUCGCACAAUAUUUGUUGCACUUUGGCAUGGCGCAUUUGUUCCGAAUUAAAAGAGAUUGUUUUAAACUUAAAAGAGUUCUUUUGGUACCAGCAAGAUGUGCCAGUUGAUAGCCAAGAUUUGUUUGUUCAUUUGCAAAGUCUGCUGACAAUGUCAUUUACACAGUGAUCAUUUUGUCACAGAACCAGUAAGUGGAACAUGAUUUUUGUUCCUUAAAAAAGCCAAUGUAGAUUGUAAAAAUCUCCAAGUUAUACUAACAUUUCACAUGAAACCUGCCAUCGUUUUCUGAAGGGGGUGGGGGAAAAGCUUCAAUUUUAGGUUUUAUUUUUUUAAUAUUAAAUUUUUCCAUUCUUGAAUAUUGGUACCUCAGUGAUUAGUGAAUGAAAAAAAUGUUAUGUAGGGUUGGGUGUGUCUUACAAUGAGUAAAGAUAACAAUUAAAUUGCGUCUGCCAGUGCCUGUGUAGAUAAAUAUAUUUGUCUUCAUCUCUAGUUUUUGAAUGCAUGCUAUCUUUUCCUUUUCUUUAAGGUCUUUGCAAGCAAACUUUUGUUUUUAUUUAAAUUCUAAAUUUGAUAAUAAAUUAUUUCAGAUUUUUAUAAUUUGGAUACUUUUUGCCAGGUGAGUGACAGAGUGGUUUACUGUAAAGUCCCUUUUUUCCUUACAGUAAGAAGUUGAAUCUACUUGGAAAAUCUUUGAGAAAUGACUCAAAAGGGAUGAGAAAAGUUGAUGGAGCCGGGAAUUGCUGGGUUUUUGGAUGCACUUUUUUUUUUUUUUGAGAGAGGGAAUUUUUGGAAAAGAAUAGAAAAUUAAUGUAAAUUGGUAUGAUUUUAUUUAAUCAAAAUUAUCGCUAAGCUGUGAAGGACAGCUUUUACAAAGCAGUUGGAACUUUUCCCACUUGAUUUGGAUUUCACAUUGCUUCUGUUUCUUAAAAUGCUUCACUUUUGGCUCUUGGUCUUGGAAAUAAAUUUCAAGGUGCAUUGUAUCCAUUUUAAACUGAUUUUCUUUUCACUUAUUUGAGCAAAUUCUUGGGGAAGCUUUGCUUAGUCCUCAAAAAAACAAAAGGGAAAAUUGUAAAAAAUUUUUGGAAUGAGUUCUAUGGGUUUUCUUAAUAGUUAUUACCAUGUUCAGUUACAUUGUAUUUUGGCCAAUCUGUGCAGUGUAACAAAUUUUAAAGUUAAUUGCUUUCAAUUGAGUCAGGAAACCUGUGAUGGAUAAUUUAACUGGAAAACCUAGGUACCCAUAAAAAAAAAAAAUUGAUGCUCUGUGAAAAAUGUUUUGUAGGAUUCUAUGUUGUUUUUUCUUUAAUUUGGAUAUGCUUUACUUCUGCUCUAGGAUUUGGUUUGAAUUUUAUUUUAUGGCUAUAAUUACUGUAUUUUUUAAAACCCUACCUCCAUUAACAGUUGGUAAAAGCCCCCUUUCAGGAAAGUUUGUUGCCUUUUUUUUUUUUUUUUUUUUUUUUAAAAAGGAAAGCUGCUCCUUGCUCAGUGUAGUGUCUUGAAAGUGAACAUGGUAUUAAGUACUUUUAAAAUAAUGGUACACAGAUUUGGUGAAAAUAAAAUCUUCCUGCUGGUGGGAUCAUUUAUAGUUCCUUAUUUUUAAAGACAACUUUUUCUUUCCAUUUUAUGUUGCUCUUGAAAGUUUAAUCGGCAGAGUACUGAUUACAUUAAAAAUGUGAUGAUCACACAAUACUCAGCUUUCCAGCUGACGAUUUUGAGUAUGUCUUUGCUCAAAUGUCAUUUGGGCUCUAGCAUUUAGAGGAAUGCCAAUCAUAGUGAUGCUUCUGUUAUUUUUAAUAUGGAGGGAACUGAGCUAAAACAGUUAUCAAAUUUUAUCUCACCACUUUAUAUUUGACUUGCUGAUUCAUGAGUAAUGAUAGUUGAUGAACAUACAGUUGCUUGACUCACUGAUGGGGACAGUUCCAAAGUAGAUACAUGCUGGAUUUUCAUUUCAACCAUUAUGUUUUUGGCACGUUGUCAGUGAAACCAUUUCUACUGACCUUUUGCCCCAGAAUUGACCAGGUUUUGCUGAACUGACUGGGUGUUUGUAAACAUGACCAUAACAUGUGGCUAAAAAGUCAGAUGGUUGCUGUAUUGUUCAAUUGGUGUAUGUUGAAUAUAGAUGUCUCCCUUAUGUCUUUCAUUGGUUAUGCAAAAAUUGUUUACUUAAGUAGACUAAAAUUUUAAUAUCUAGCUUGAUAACCCAGCAUCGAAACUAAGUCUCCAUUCCAGUUGAAGUAGCAUCGUACAUUAAUUUACUUUUUGAUAGUGGGCUUUCAUUUUUCUUAUAUGAUCUUAAAACAGUCCCAGUUAAAAUUGAUAGAGUGAGUUCACUUGGCUAAAACUGAGCAAAAUUGGUGCAACUUUCUUUUAACGGGGUGCUGCCUCUUUAAGACUGACUGUACUAUCCACUGACACUGGUUUGGCAGUUGGUACUGCUGAACAUUUUUAUACAUGCUACCAUGAAGCUAUAUAUGUUAGUAUUGAAGAAGCUAACGGGUAUACUAUCAUUUUUGAUAUGUGGGCUGAUUGUAAUUUCCCUUACUUUAGGAUGAAACUACUCUAGAGAAGUCCACAGAUCAGAAACCAGACAGUAGUUUUUGAAGUCGAAGCCAACAAAAUAAAUAAAGAAAAAAGAAAAAAUUACUAUUAAAAAAUUGGUUUUGAUAUUUUCUGCCUCUUCCCCAAAUUACCCUCCCUACUUGCUUGACAAAUCUAUGUAAAGGACUUUGUUUGUCACGUUUUAAUUUUACCUUGCCCUGUGUUAUGGUAUUGGCUGACAUGUAUAAGACUGGAUGUGUAUAUUUAUUAUGGUGUCUAAAAAUCAUGAAGUUCAUCACUUUCCGGGAGCAUAGAUAAAAGCAAAUCGGUAGUGCAUCAGAGUUACUUUUCAGUGCACCAUGACAUCACUAAAAUGAGUGCUAUAAUGUUACAGGGCUUUCAGGUUUGUAAAAACAUAACCAUAAAUUAUAUUGACGUCAGAUAUGAGUUGAGUAUCUAUAAAGUAUCACGUGUAUCUCAAAAUAUUGGACUGCUGUUUGAUGACUGGAUAUUGCUGCAUAAUUUUCUUCUAUUGUCCCAUAUCCUUUUGGAGAGAGAGAUUUAAUGGGAUUUGAAAUGUGCAAGAUGUCUAAAUAAGAUGCAGUCAAAUAAAGUUGGUUAAGUUGUGUUUGCAUUUUUCUUUUAGAUACAGCUGUGUGCAUUUUAUGAUUGAGUUGUUCUGCUUUUACCUAAGAAAAAAAACCAAGCAAUCCAUUCAGUUCUCCACUUCCUGCCUCCCAUCCAAGAAUUAUUUGGGAGAAGUGAUAUAUAAUUGUUAUCUACUUUGUGUUCUGACAAAGUAAAUUUAAAAAUAACAGCAUGAAUUUGAUUUUCCUAAAAAUAUUCAAAGUUAGUCAACUCAGAUAUCAGAUAUCAAUACAAAUGAGAGCAUUUUUGCAUGUAUAAAACCAAAACUUGGUUUUUUGUCCUUGUCCCAUAGCAAUUUAUUCCUAAGACUGUUUUUAUUUUAAUUUACUACCUUUUUUGUUUGUACUUAAGUAAUGUUUCUCCCCCCUUGUUAAGACACCAAAGUAAAAUAGAGCAAUAUCUGGGCUUUUUGCCUCAUUCUUGUAAGGAGCUUUAAAUGGUAGUUAUGUAUGCUUUUAUAUUUAAAGAUUUAUGGAUGUUAGUGGAAGAAAGAGAUGUUUUAAAUGUGAGUACUAAAUUACUUUCAUCAUCCAUGCAGUAUUCACUUUGUUCUUUUAUAGUUAGUAAAAAUGGCUGAGUUCAUGUUUUACUUGAAUCUUAUAUGGGACUCCUGAAUACCUCAUAAAUUGUCUAAAUAAUGAUCGGAAAGUUGAUAGCAUCCUUUGACACCUAUGAACAGAGAUCACUAUUAAUGUGUAGCCCAGCGAUAUAGUGAGUGGUAACUUCUAAACAACUUUUAAAAGGGUGAGAAGUCUCAUGAGCAUAUAGCACGCUGCACUUUUUUUCAGAUCAGUGCUGUCCAGUGGCCCUUUUUACAAUAAUAAAAAUGUUCUUUGUGCUCUCCAGUAUGGUAGCCACUAGUCACAUAUAGCUGGUGAGCCCUUGAAGCAACAGCUAGUAUGAUUGAAGAACUGAAUUUUUAAUUUUAAUUAAUUGGAAUUUAAGUAGUCACGUGGCUAGUGGCUACUGUAUUGGACAGCAUAGCUUUAGAUAAUAUUUAAGCAGUAGUAACUAAGGAAAGUGUUUUUUCAGUAGGAUUUUUAAGACGACCAAGUUACUGAAAUAUGAAAUGGAAGCAUCAGGAUUAAAAAUCUCUGAGCAAGGGAACAGCUGCGCUGUUCAUGUUGAUUGUCUUUUGCAUCCAUACAGUUAUUUGACACCACCUCUCUCCCACCCCCAUUGUGAUGUAGCCCUUCUGAGAAAAGCCGCCCUUGAAGUUUUUAUUUGGAAAUUUUCUGGGUUGCAGAGAUGCACAGAUUCAAGUGGCAAUAAUUAGUUUCUGAUGAGACUGUCAUGUCUUUUUAGUGUUAAAAUAUUUUACAUAGUUAAACCUAAUAAUCUCUCAUUGUAGAUGAAUUUGAAGUCAUUUCAUGUCUAAAUGAGAUUGGUCAUUUCUCAUUUUACCAGUGUUCAAACUGGAACAUAGAAGUAUAUCGUAUUUGUACUUUAAUUCUGGAAGAUCAUUCAUGCUGAAGCAAAGGCGGCGAGUGUUUUUGUUUCUGAGAGAACAAGAUUUUGCUGUGUUCUCUGGCCAUGUCGUGUGUCACUCUUGAUUCUAGCUGGUCAUGUGGUUGGUGUAACUCAUCAAAAGGGCAGGAGUGAGGUUGAAAAACACCUGGCCAAGGGGAGUGCCAGGCUUGGUACAGUUUGUUCCCACUGCUGGGGAAAGAGCUCAAAGCGUAUGUUUGUUUGAUAGCAAUCAGUGUCUGAUCGUCAUAUGAAAAGACCUAGGGAUAACAAAGACCACCAAAGUGCCAAAAUCUAAUACUAAAAAAAAUGUGAACAAUGCAGGGGUUAUAAUGUAAGGUUUUUAUAAUGCUAAGAAAUAAGCUCAUUUUUAGUUAAUGGAUUUUCAUUACUACCUCUUUGCUGUAUAAAAUAUAUCUCAGUUUUCUAAUACCUCAAUUUCCUGAGAAUCUGUAUGUACGUUUUUGUAAAUAAAAAUUUACCAUAUGCUAGGGGAAGGACCUGGCUUUUAAAGAAAUUGUAUAAAGACCGUUGUUACUGGAUUUGUUAAACAGUGAAUCGAUUUGAAACUUCUUUAAAACAUUUUAUAGCCUUUUCUGGUCCCCUUGACUGAGGUGUUGUUUUUUUUGUUUUGUUUUCUUUCUUUUUUUAGUAAACAUAAUCUUAUUUAGUGAGAUCUGUGUUCAGGAAGCAUGUACCCUCAUUUGUUAAUUUACAACUGCAAAGAUUUGUAUGUCUCCUAUGUUUUCCUUUCAUGCCAAAGAAACACUUUUUUAAAAGCCAGCAGGUUGCACGAACUGAAAAAAAAAAUUUUUUUUUUUUUUUGCCCCUUAUACAGGCAUUCUUAAGUUUUAUUUCCUGGGAUUUAGAUACUUUCCAGAAAAAACAAUAUCUUCAAUUUUUUAGUUAAAGCUAGUGGUAAUAAUUUGUGAAAAUACAUGUUUUUAGGAAUGCAUUAGUUCCAUUAAGGAAGUAAUGACAGUUUUAAGGAACUGUGCUGCAUUCAGUCCACAAUUGCAUGAACCUUUUUAAAGCCAAUAUAAGAUAUAAUUGCUAAAUUGUGUGUGUAUGUGAACUCAGGAUUCAAUGGCCUAACAUGUAGGGGAUUGAUCGCUGUUAUCUUUAGGGCCAAAUUUCCCAUGAUUGCACACGGCUAUUGAUCUUAUUUUUAAGGGGGCUAAACCUGCUGCCUUUAAACUUUGCUAUCUCCCUCCCUCCAACUGUGGCUGUAAACAGUGACUCUGCAUAGUCAGCUAGCAUUAUACUUGAUUCUACUGUGAAUGCAAAUAAAAUUUGUUAAGUCCA